CAGGAUGAAGAUCUGACACCUGAGCAAAUUGCAGUGCUCCAGAAAGCUUUUAAUAGCUUCGACCACCAGAAAACCGGUAGUAUCCCUACGGAAAUGGUGGCGGACAUUCUGCGUUUGAUGGGCCAACCCUUCGAUAAGAAAAUUUUGGAGGAACUCAUCGAUGAAGUUGAUGAAGAUAAAUCAGGUCGUUUGGAGUUCGAAGAGUUCGUACAACUGGCUGCCAAAUUUAUCGUUGAAGAAGAUUCUGAAGCUAUGCAAAAGGAAUUGCGCGAAGCCUUCCGUCUUUAUGAUAAACAAGGCAAUGGCUUUAUUCCUACAUCUUGCUUAAAAGAAAUUCUCAGAGAGUUGGACGAUCAAUUGACCGAAGCAGAGCUUGAUAUUAUGAUCGAGGAGAUCGACUCGGAUGGUUCUGGCACAGUGGACUUUGAUGAGUUCAUGGAAAUGAUGACAGGAGAGUAAAAUUAAAUUCGAAAGGGUGUGUAUUGUCGUCGUCACCAAGCUAUCCGAUUGAUAUUUGGGAUAUACUGCGAACACGCCAAUAGAAAGUUGCAUAAUUGCUUGCCACUGGCGGGUGUCAAUCAUUCACUCAUAUACAUAUUCAAUAUAUAAAUUUGUACAUAAUAUGUAUGUACGUAUACUGUUGAGGCUUCAAUUGUUAUACUAACCAUUGUCUCUCAUAGAAAAUUAAAUAUUUUGGGUUUAAGAUUUCGCUAUUUGUUUAUUUGUAUACUGAAAUUUGGUAAUCAUACUUUAAACGUAUACAUACACCCAUAUUUGUAAAAUAUUGUAUCUACUUCAUACGCCAUAAACAUAUCUUUGGUGUUUACCAAAUAUGUUGCCCAUAAAACUAAAAAAACUUACGCAUCUA
Molecule: messenger RNA, 868 nt
Organism: Rhagoletis zephyria (snowberry fruit fly)
Lineage: Eukaryota; Metazoa; Arthropoda; Insecta; Diptera; Tephritidae
Product: troponin C
Cellular component (GO): myosin II complex
Molecular function (GO): calcium ion binding
Source: RefSeq, a predicted model, not a curated record